UCGUUCCCCCUUUUUAGUAGCAACAGGUGUUUUGAUCGAUCUGGAACGCGACAGUGCGCUCUCAGUGCCCGAUUCGAUUUUGUUUGUUAAAUUUCAAGAAAUGACAAUGUGAGUGAGUGUCAUUGUGGCAUCAUGGAUUAUAUUUUCAAUUUUGGAUAAUUUUUUGAAUAAUGCCAUCCCAAGAUGCCACUCGCGACUCUACUCCUUAGAGAAGAAACCGCGUCGUCUCUCUCCACCUUGGUCGAAAAAUCGCAACACCGCAAGCCGCCCCUCCCUUCGUACGACCUCCACCUCACCCCCACCCACCUGGACCUCACCCCCCUCCCCCCAGAAACCCCCGACGAGGGCUUCGAAUCGGACAUCGACAGCCUCUCCAUCGUCUCCAGCGAUGGAAGCGAAACGAAAACGACCGAAACCGACAGCGCAAACGGCUCGGCAAGCUCCGACAGCGACACGGAAACCCCCGAACUGACCCGAUCCCGUACCGAAUCCCACAAUCUAGUCGACUGUGUUUGCUACACCGAUGUGAAAUUCCCCGACGUUCUAAUUUUCGUCAUCAAAAACUCAACACUUGUCUUCAAAUUCGACAAUUUAGUCACGUUGAAAAACUUCUAUUUGAAUUUUACCGCCGUUAAAGCCGUAACCAAUCAGAAGGCUUACAACAAAAACGGCGCCAAAUUCAAUUUAUUGCAACGAACUGACAACAAUGGCGUCACACAUAUUGAAAUAACACGCGAACCUGAACUCUCGAAAAUACUAAACACACCAACAACGCCAUCUAGUAUCAUUAGUUUGAACACACCGGAAGUCCUAGUCACCCCCCCACUCCGGAAAGUGUGGUCAUCUGCUGAUGACCUUCUCUCCCCGAAACGCCCAGAAAGGCGUAAAAAAGUCAAAGGUCGGGCACCGCCCCCUCCCCCCACUCCUGAUAUCCUCCGCGGGGAGUACGUCCGAGUCAAUGUCAACACCACCAAAGACAAGGAUUUUAUCGCCAAAAGUCAACUCAAAGAAAAGAAACCGGUUAAACCGAACCUUGUAGCACUUUUCAAACCGGUUAAAACCGAACCGGUUUGGAGCAAUUCCUUGAAGAAGCAAAGGAGUAAGAGCGAAACGAGGUGUUUCACUCCCAUGGCCUAUAGAUAUAUUGAUACGGCCCCCACUUACUCCCCCAUGGGGAAUAGGCUUUUUGGGUUGUCGUCCAAAUUGAGGGAUUUUGGAGAGGUGAGAGAGUGUCGGUGGAAUAGUGUCGCAGAAUUGAAUUAUAAAGAAGGGAAUUUGAAGAGUGUGAUCAAGAAAGAAGAAAGUAAAAAGAAGAAUGAGAAGAAAGUUACUUUUAGUGCCUACACGACGGUGCAGGUUGUCUGAAAGGAGGAAUUUUGUACUGAUUUAUUACUGUUCUUGUAUAUUUCUAGCUUAGUUUGUGUAAAUUCUACUUAAAAGUAAAUAAAUAUGUAUAUAAUCUA
Tribolium madens (black flour beetle) is the source of this 1463-nucleotide messenger RNA. RefSeq lists its product as uncharacterized. NCBI's taxonomy places the organism in Eukaryota, Metazoa, Arthropoda, Insecta, Coleoptera, Tenebrionidae. Bases 184 to 1365 code for a protein of 393 amino acids. The record is from RefSeq and is a predicted model, not a curated record. The transcript is spliced from 2 exons.